Messenger RNA from Osmerus eperlanus (European smelt), 1066 nucleotides. RefSeq names its product OCIA domain-containing protein 1-like. The record is from RefSeq and is a predicted model, not a curated record. The coding region runs from base 159 to 890 and encodes 243 amino acids. Gene Ontology annotation, cellular component: endosome. NCBI's taxonomy places the organism in Eukaryota, Metazoa, Chordata, Actinopteri, Osmeriformes, Osmeridae. The transcript has 9 exons.
AAAGAUAAAAGUCCCCAUGAACAAGUUGUGUUUCCGGGGUUAUGUCAAUUACACAGUGCAAUGACAUUGUACCACGAUUUUAAGAGAUCAGGACAGAGAGUGGGAACUUUGUUUUUUUACAUGCUCUGAAAGUUAAAUAUACUGACAUUGUUUUUAACAUGUCACAAAUAUAUACCGGUUUCACGGAGGAACGGCAAGGGGACUCACAGGGUCCUGCAGGGGUCAACUACAUUCCCACAGAUGAAGAGAGGAGGGUCUUCAGGGAGUGCAACCAGGAGAGCUUCUGGUACAGAUCUUUACCCUUCUCCGCAGUUAGUAUGGCCAUCACUCAAGCACUAGUCGUCCGAGGAACCCUGUCAUCGUCACCCAGAUUUGGUUCUCUCCCUAAAGUGGCCUUCGCGGGCCUGUGUGGCUAUCUGGCAGGGAAGAUGUCCUACAUGAAGACGUGUCAGGAGAAGUUCCAGAGGCUGGAGAGCUCCCCACUUGGAGAGGCCCUGAGAAAGAAGACACAGCUGCCUCCACUCUCUCCCCAAGGGCCCAGGUCAGAGAUGAGCGACCCAGAUGCCCAGUCUUUUGAGUCCAUGUUCCAGCCCUCGGAUCCACAGAGUCAGACCCCUCCCCAAGACAAAGAUUAUGGCUACAGCGCCCAGUCUCCUGAUUUCAUGGACCAGAGGGAAGACCCUAGGGCUCUGGCCCAGUCAUACCUGGGGGAGGAGGAGCCUAGGAGGAAGUCGGUGCUCUACGAGGACCUGAGGAACAAGAACAGGGAAAACUACGAGGUCACGCUCACCCAGAAGACUGAGACCCCGUCCAGGCCUGCCCCUGACAGACCCUCCCCCCAGAGGGAAGCAGUGCAUAAGAAUAUCUAUGGUGAUGCUUGGGACGAAUGAAGGAUUUCCUGUUACGGCUGCUUAUGUUACGACAGUUCCCUUCUGCUCGAGUUGUGUGUAGGCUGGAUUUGAGGUUGUCUGUGUAUGUCUGAAUGUGACUAGAAAUGUGUGGAAAAACCGCAAUCCUGACCCAAGACAUGUUACAUGAUUCCAACAAUAAAAGUAUAUUUUCUACA